AUGGAGCCCGGGCCUCCCCACCUGCGGCUCCCUGGGGCUCCGACCUCCCCCCCUGCGACUCUCCUGGGCCCCAACCUCCCCACCUGCAGCUUCCCUGGGCGCGGGCCUCCCCACCUGCGGCUACCCUGGGCUCCGACCUCCCCACCUGCGACUCUCCUGGGCUCCGACCUCCCCACCUGCGGCUCCCGGGGCUCCGACCUCCCCACCUGCGGCUCCCGGGGCCCGAAGAGCGGUGGCGGCCGCGCCAGGCCCCGAGAAGCGAACCGGAGGGAAAUGCAGGUGUGCCCCCGCGGUCUGACGCAUUUCAGGGGCGAGUACCAGAGAUCCCGGCCUUUCCCGGAGUCCGGGCGCUCCCGGGGCGCUGGCCACGUGCGGGCAGCAGGUGUCCGCGCGUCACACGGCGGCGCGCUGGCUGUGCCUGCUCACGUAGCACCUGCUGCGGUGAGAGGGACCCGAAAACGCCUGUCCGGGGUCCGGCGCAUAGCCGAGGGGCCAUCGGGGCGGGGGCCUGAGACGCUUCUAGUGCUCUCAGGCCUCCUGCUCGGCGCUUUCCGCGGGGGCCGGGGGAAGCGGGCACCUGCCGGCACCGUCCUGUGGAGCGCGCACCGUCGGCUGCGGACCUGCGGGGCGCGCACCUGCGGGUACUGGCCUUCGGGGCGGGCACCUGCUAGCACGGGACCCGUGGGGCGCGCACCUGCCGGCACCGGCCUGCAGAGCGUGCGGCCCCGAGCAGCUCGCAGAGCGCAGGAAGCUCUGGUGCCCUCCCGCCUCUUGCCGGCGCUCUGGAAGCGCGCCGGGUCGCGCAGGUGCGCCUCUGGGGCGGGUUUCCCGGCGGCUGCGGUACGGCUCGCCAAGCCGGCGCCGCCGCGUCACCGGGAGAGGCGCACGCUGCCGGGCAAAGCCUGCAAAACCGUCCGUCCCGCCGGUCUGUUCAGAACCGCCGGUCGGAGCGCCCAGCAAGCCCCGGGCAGCCUCUGCACCGCGAAGCGCCCCCCCGCGGAAGAUCGCGGAGCCGGGGCUCCCGCGCGCUCGCCUCCGGGGCGCAGCGGUCCGCCGCCACGACCACCGAGAGCUCGCACCGCCCGCAGUCCUAGAGCGGACCGGAAGUGCGCGCCGGGCCGGCGGGGAGGCGCGUUUCGCGGCGGGAGCGCGGGGCAGUCCCGCCGGCCGGGACGGCGGCCCUCGGAGGUGCGGGCUGCGGCCGCGGGGAGGCGGCGUGUGCGCGGCGACAGCCGGCUCCGUUCGCCGCGCGCCGCCCGCAGCCCCGGCCCGUCCCUGCCCCCGGCCGGCUCGGCUCCUGCGCGCGGGGCCACGGCGGCCUCGGCUUUGCGCCUCGCGGGUAGCGGGCGGCGCGGCGAGCGGCCCUGCGACCCCUUAGCGGCUGAGAGCCCGCCGCUUCCGGGGCGGGCCGGGACCGCUUCCCUGCGGACGGAGCCGCUCGGGUGGCCGCCCCGUGGGGCCACGGAAGCCGGUCCCCUCUCUGCGCGUCUGUCUUCUGUGUUUGACGGGGUUCCUCCGUGCAGAACUUCCCUGAGGAGCGGGCGGGACGCCCCGCACCUGCCCCGACCUCAGGUGGCGUCCAGCAUGGCCGCGGCCUGCGCGCGCGUCCCAGCCUCGGCUAGCCCAGCGUCAGAGGCGCACGGGGACAUCAUCCAAGUGAAGGUUAAGGAAGAAGACCAUGUGUGGGAUCAGGAAUCCUGCCUGCAGGAGACUUGGUGUCACACCAGGGAACUCUGUCGCCAGCGCUUCAGACACUUCUGUUACCAGGAGACGCCUGGACCCCGCGAGGCGCUGCGCCGGCUCCGCGAGCUGUGCCGCCAGUGGCUGAGCCCAGAAACGCACAGCAAGGAGCAGAUCCUGGAGCUGCUGGUGCUGGAGCAGUUCCUGACCAUCCUGCCCGAGGAGCUCCAGGCCUGGGUGCGGGAGCACCAUCCGGAGAGCGGGGAGGAGGUGGUGACCGUGCUGGAGGAUCUGGAGCGGGAGCUGGACGAGCCUAGACAGCAGGUCCCACAGGACACAAAUGGGCCUGAAACUCCUAUGGAGGAAAUGAGUCCCCUGGAUGCAGCACAGGAGUGCCUGGGUACCCAGCUCCCAUCUAUGGAAGACAGAAUGGAAUGUACAUCUCCAGAGCCACGCCCACUGCAAGAUAAUGAUGGCAAAACAAGCUUCACUGGACUUGUUUGUCAAGAAAAAACAUAGCCUUUCUGAAUCUGGGGGCAGGAGUAGAAGAAACGGUAAAGGUGGAAGUCAGCCUGAGGAAGUGAAAGGCAGAAGAGUUCACACAGGUUUCACCCGGAAAUAUGACCCCUCGUACAUUGAGUUUG
Messenger RNA from Neofelis nebulosa (Clouded leopard), 2324 nucleotides. RefSeq names its product dapper homolog 3-like. The transcript is spliced from 6 exons. Lineage: Eukaryota; Metazoa; Chordata; Mammalia; Carnivora; Felidae. The record is from RefSeq and is a predicted model, not a curated record. The coding region runs from base 1 to 2199 and encodes 732 amino acids.